AUGGCAUCCAUCAGCAGCCCUUCUAAGCAGCCGCUUUCUGACCGGCCUACAAAUACCCAUCUUGCCAUGCAGAGCUCUCCUGUUGAGGAGGGCGAAGCAGACUUGAAAGCUGCCACCACCAAAUCUAUGGAAUACCACAGACAAGUGCUCAAGGAGAAGAUGGAGGGUGACUCACAACAAUCUGGCCAUUUUAUCUCUCCAUCAGAUGGUAUUAUGAGUCCUUGCACUAAGAAGCUGAGCAACUUGAAGGGGAAGAAGUUCAAGAAUGCUGGGCGACCACAGAUGCUUUUUGCUAAGGCUCUAGGGAAGAAAUCUUACGACAAGAUGAGCACUGAGAAUGCUGUUGACGAUGAUGGCACUGCGGAUAGCGGACCUGUCUAA
Nannizzia gypsea CBS 118893 is the source of this 381-nucleotide messenger RNA. RefSeq lists its product as hypothetical. The transcript has 3 exons. NCBI's taxonomy places the organism in Eukaryota, Fungi, Ascomycota, Eurotiomycetes, Onygenales, Arthrodermataceae. The coding region runs from base 1 to 381 and encodes 126 amino acids. The record is from RefSeq and is a predicted model, not a curated record.